CGCCUUGUCUUCCCUUCUUGUUCUCGACAUGGCGCGUAGGCUGAGUGGAUGUUAGAGUCUCGUCUGAAAACGAAGUUGAACGAGGCUUUUGGAGGGAAAAAUCAAAGCUAUUACAACUUUCUCAAACCUUUUAAUAUUAUUUUAUCACUGCGAUUUCAUAUUUAACGCCAAAUAAGAAUCAAAUCAUGGAGACAGAGAGCUCGUCGCUAAGCCAGUCUGUCGGUGAUUCGGUCGACGAAAACGUGAAAGGCUCCAUGGAUGUUGCCGAAGGCAGUGAAGCUCAAACAUCGACAAAUGAUGGGGACAUUUCCGAAGUUCCUCAUUCGUCCGACCAAGGCAUUGAAGAAGUUGAAAGACCAACUCAAGAUGAAGCGGUUGCUUCUACUGAUGUGACCGAAAUUCAACCCGUCGACCCACAAGUUGAUGUAAGUGAUGCAAACAUUGAUGGAUCUCAGAUCAUAACAAUUACAACUGUUGGGGAGACCAAUUUGUCAAAUUUGACUCAAGUAUCACAUGUUACAUCUGAUCAACAUGCUGAAGUCACACAUAUAUCAGGGCUGCCUCCUGGUGUCAGCUUGAUCCAAGCAGAUCAAGGUCAAGAUGGAGAAGGUGCUAUAUUCCUGCUUGUCACUGGUCCAGUAGAUGGUGAAGGUGGUCCUGCCAAUGCUAUUGCUGUGGAUGCAGCAACUGCAGCUGCCAUGGCAUCACUGCAGAACCCACUAGAGGCAGUAACAAGUGGACAAGCCAUUACAAUUGAGGAGUUAGCAACUGCAGUUAGCACCUCUAGGAAAAGCCAGAGUGAUUCUGUAGCAGAAAUUCUAUCAGGUUUAACUGGUGAGAGAAUGUCAUCAACAACAGAUGACUCAGCAGUUGUUCAAGUGGCUGCCAAUGCUGAGGCACAAGCAGCUGCAACCGGCAAGGCAUAUCCAACACCAUCAGAGGUAUCGCUUGCACAGGAUAUACUUGCACUGGCAUCUAGUGCAUUGUCAUCAUCAGCAAAUAAAGCCGAUGCUAAGGAUGUUAAUGCAGAAGAUCAGGAAGUGAAAGUUGAGGCGGCUGAAGAAUACACUGGUCCUGAUCUUGAUGGAAAACCAGCAUGGGCACAGUAUCUUGCAGAUUUCCAAAAAAUUGGUGAUAGCUACUAUGGUUUUGUCAAGAACGAAGUCGAGAUGGAUCAAGUUUUGAAUGCAUACAAGAAAGAAACAAACAGCCUGUUUGCAAUUAGACAGACUCCGUCCCCUGUGAAAGAAGAUAACGGGACAGUGAGGUUGAUGUGGAAAUCCCAACAUGUCCCAUAUGACGGGAUACCCUUUAUCAAUAUCGGCCGAAGAGCCACGGUUAUGGAAUGUGAGCACGGACCAAGAAAGAAGACAAACGCAUUAAAGAGAAUGUUUAAUAGUUCACCGGCGGAUAAAGCAUCUUUGAAGAGCGUUGUCAACCUCACCUGUCCAUCAAGGGUGUUUAUAAAAAAAGUGAGAAAGUUCCCAGAGUUUAAAGUUGUUUCAACAACGGAUCCAAAAAUUUUAAGAGUCCACCAAGAGCAGGCUUUAAAGCAACUGCGUGAACUUGGAAUGAACACGUGGUCAGGCGGUGAAAUACGGCUUUACAUGCAACUGCCCGACGCAAGCACCCAUCGUUAUCACAUGUUCGGUGCAUCAACAACUCCCACAGUAGACUCUAUUGCCUCGUCUGGGGAAUACAGAACAGACAUCAACCAAAGAGUCGUAACCAAAGUGAAGGAGGUCGUUCGCCAGGGCGUGACGUCACCAUUUGUUGUCAGACAGAUAGCAAGGAAUUACGUGGAGAAAGAAAUGGUCGCCGCAGGGGAGGAGAAAGUGCCGAAACACGAUAAAAAAUACUUUCCACCGAUGAUUGAAAUUCAGAAUCUGAUCCAGCAGAUUCAGGCUGAUUUGAUUUCAGGUGCUCUCACCCCCUUGCCUAUGGUAAGCUUGCAUCAUUCUGCACCGGCGGAAGGAUAUCCACAAGCAAAGCCAAAAAAGCGUAGAUCUUCAGCGAAGAUGUAUGGCGAACCAGCUGUUAAGAGGCUAGCCUCAAAUGGCGAUGUCGGAGGUAUUAAAAGGGAAUCAGAUGAGGGUGACAGCCUGGACGGAGCGGCAGAGUCAACUACCAUCGGAACUUUCUCACUCACUCUGCCCGAAGGCCAACUAGAAAACUUCUCCAUUGCUAAUUUGAAUAUGGAACAGCUGCAACAACUUGCAAAGAUUGGCCUCUUGGCUUUGAACAAUGUUACUUCAGGAAAAUCUAAUGUACCCUUGGCAACUGCCACUGUAACUGAUUCAGGUACAAUUGAAAUCGAGGCUUCAGUUUCUCAGGCUGAAAGCACAUCAACCGUCGAUACAUCAGAUCAAAUUCCUAACGAGGCUGUUGUACUGCUGACGUCAUCAAUGCAAGAUCAAGUUACGUCAUCAGAGGCUCAAGAGGCUGUACAAGCUAUUGAAUCUGUUGACGUAGCCUCGUCCUCGCUUGAAAAUGCACCGGCCUCUUCAUCAGCCGAAGAAUUGCCAAGCAUGGCUGUAUCUGAUAUGGAAACUGAGGAGGCACAACCUUCAACAACAACGGAUGAUGACGCCGCUAAUGACGGAUCAGUCGUAUCUUCUGCGGAGGCAACGACCACCACUGAAAACACAGAACCUACAAUGGAUGACGUGGAGGAAUCUUGAGCUGCUUGUUUGAAUUGUAUGAUAAAGGGGACGCUUGAGUUAAUCAGCUGUUAUGCCACUCACGAGUUCUUCAAUAUAUCAAACCAGCAGGAUGUAUUUUGUAUAAAACAUUAUUGUACCAGAAAGAACAAUCAAUGUUGCGCGUUUGCGCCAAGACGUUCGCUGUUCAUAGAAAAACAUGUUUUUAAAAGUAAGUGUUAACCGUGCCACAUUCAUAUUGAUCAUGUUAUUUCAAUCCCUUGUAUUUAUUAUCUGAUUCCUAUAUGAUCGUGUCACACUAGAUUAUUUUGUAGAUCAAGUGAAAUUCUAGAAAAGGUGCGAGUAUGCCUACUUGCAGGACAACAUAAGGUUGAAACACAAAGAAACCACAUCUAUGCCCAAUUGUCAUCAAAUGGUAUUAAGUUCCAAAUUAAGUCUAUGCAUUCCCUUCUUGCGAAUAUUUCGAUAAAUUUCCCUAAUUGCAAAACAUUUUGAAAAUAUUUUACACACCCCUGUUCACUUGUGUUUGAGCUAUUUGAAUGGAAUUUCGAUCGACGUUUGAGUGACAACCUGGAAGCAUAUGGUAGAAUCUUGUAUCCAGAACAGGAGUUCGUUUUUCACGAUAAAGAAAAUUAUCAACACAAUUGUAGUUGCUCUAAAUGUAUAAAUUCUAUUUCACGAUUAUGUUAUGGGUGGUUCGCAAAAGUUGUAGUUCUAGUUGGACAGCCACUUUUGUUUUGUAUUUUUUCAAUUACAUAGUCUUCAACAUUCAAUUCUUGUUACUUUUUGCGAGAAACAAACCCCAAGUUUCCCCGAAAGUCCAAACCCAUAAAACAACAAAUGUAUUUAAAUUGUAAUACCUUGUUUCUCUCAAAGAUUUCAAAGAUAAAAAAUUUAAGAUUCAAAUUAUGCGUAGCAACCAGAUCUUGGUACCCGUGCCUUAUUUUUGAAUCGAACUCUUAGGAAUAUUCGCUGCCACAAACAUCACCACACCCCCCC
Molecule: messenger RNA, 3659 nt
Organism: Rhopilema esculentum
Lineage: Eukaryota; Metazoa; Cnidaria; Scyphozoa; Rhizostomeae; Rhizostomatidae
Biological process (GO): regulation of transcription by RNA polymerase II
Cellular component (GO): nucleus
Molecular function (GO): DNA-binding transcription factor activity, RNA polymerase II-specific; RNA polymerase II cis-regulatory region sequence-specific DNA binding
Source: RefSeq, a predicted model, not a curated record